AUGCAGAAGCGAAGUGGCACCGUCAGCGCGACACUCGACAACCUGCAAACCCUCUACUUCGUAAACGCCUCCCUAGGAACUCCACCACAAAACGUCCGAUUACACAUUGACACUGGAAGCAGCGACAUGUGGGUGAACACUCCGGGCUCCGACCUUUGUUCGAGCAGGAAACAGCGCUGCGCCGAGUCUCUCACAUAUACGGCUAAUUAUUCAUCGACGUACAGCUACGUCAGCAACGACUUCAACAUCUCCUACGUCGAUGGAUCAGGCGCGGCAGGGGACUAUGCCACAGACACAAUACGCAUUGCCGGAGCCAGCAUGACAUCGUUUCAGUUUGGAGUCGGCUACAGCAGCACCUCGGCGCAGAAUGUUCUGGGCAUAGGAUAUCCCGCCAUCGAGGUGCAAGUGGUGCGGUCACAUCUGGAACCGUACGACAACCUGCCAGCCAAGAUGGUAGCCGAUGGACUCACGGCAUCCAGUGCGUUCAGUCUGUGGCUGAACGAUCUAGAUGCCUCAGCAGGCAAUGUUUUAUUUGGCGGCGUCGACAGGGAACGGUUUGACGGAAGCUUGGUCAGUGUGCCUAUUCAGGAAGUCAACAAUGCUCAUAGCGAGUUCUUCAUCACAAUGACCGGACUCAACAUUGGAUCCAACAACGUCGCCAGGGACGUGGCUCUCGCUGUGCUUCUUGACUCGGGCAGCUCGUUGUCAUAUCUACCGGCCUCGAUAGUUGAAAGCAUUUACAGCGAGGUCGGGGCAACAUACGUCGAUGCAAAAGAUGUGGCCCUCGUCGAUUGCUCUCUGAAGAGGCAAGAUGCCACGUUGACGUUCAACUUUAGCUCACCGGCGUCCGUAACUGUGCCCAUGAACGAAAUGGUUCUCGACGUGCCUGAUACGCCGGAAGGGCGGCUGACUCUCGAGAAUGGCGAUCCAGUCUGUCUGUUUGGCAUCUUGCCAGCCGGGGAAUCACCCAGUGUCCUGGGUGACACAUUCCUGCGAAGCGCCUACGUGGUCUACGACACAGACAACAACGCAAUUGCCCUUGCCAAUACUAGGUUCAACGUUACAACAUCCAACCAGGUAGAAAUUAACAACGGAUCGAGCAUACCAUAUGCGAUUAAAGCCAGCAACCCCAUCAAAGCGACGUCCGGGUUACCUGGAAAGGGCGGUGGCAGGUUCAGCAGCCUGGAGACUGGCAAUACGGCGACUAGUCUCGUCCCAUCAUUCCCAUCAUUGACAAUGAUUUUGGUAUGCAUAAUGGCAGGGGCUCUUGUGUAA
Molecule: messenger RNA, 1275 nt
Organism: Metarhizium album ARSEF 1941
Lineage: Eukaryota; Fungi; Ascomycota; Sordariomycetes; Hypocreales; Clavicipitaceae
Product: candidapepsin-4 precursor
Exons: 2
Coding region: 1-1275 (424 amino acids)
Biological process (GO): proteolysis
Molecular function (GO): aspartic-type endopeptidase activity
Source: RefSeq, a predicted model, not a curated record